UGCAGCAAGCUCCCUCGUCGUCAUCGACCAGCCAUGGGGAGCUCGAGCUAUAAACAUGGACAAGAGAGCAGGUCCAGCUUCUCGCACACCCAGAGACAAAGGAAACGUGAAGAUAUUAAGAUCAACGCAGACAUGUCGUCUCGCUCCUGCGGCUUCGCUGUGUCAGUGCUCCUCCUCAUGCUCGCCGUCACGGCCAGCGCCACCACCGGCGAGCCCACCACGCACGAGGAGCCGCACCACGAGCGGAUCCUCCUCCUGGCCGACGCCGACGCCGACGCCCACCAGCUGCUGCGCAAGGAGGAGGAGGCGGCGGCGGCCGCCACCAUCGCGGCACUCGCUACGGAGGCCGUGAGGGUGGCGUCCGCGGCCGAUCAGAAGAAGGACGGUGGUGGCGUCGCGGCGGCGGCGGCGGAGUGGCAGGACGCGAAGACGAGCCGCCUCAUCGCGACGCAGGGCGACGACAACAGGAGCGGCUCGUCAUCGCCGUCGGCCGGCGGCGGCAAGGAGGCGGGGAGCGGCAAGGAGGCCGAGAAGUCGAAGAGCUGCGUGUCCAAGGAGGAGUGCCACAAGAAGCGGCUCAUGUGCGGCAAGAGCUGCACCAUGUCCGCGCACACCAAGUGCGCCGCCAAGUGCUCCAAGUCAUGCAUCCCGACCUGCACCUAGCGAGCUUGCUUAGCCUGCAGCUGAUCUCGCCGCCAUUCGAUUCAUCCAUCCAUCCAUCGAAUCCUUCUCGGUUUCGUAGUAGUCUUGAUCUUGAUUAGCUUGUUUUGUCUAGCUCGGUGAAGAAGGGAAUAAGCAGGGGCAUGCAUGCAGCAUGCCAGUGCAGACUGUGCAGUUGCAUGCGUGCCUCUCGUCAUCAUGUCGUCGCGUUUAUUUGUUUAGGCUCCAACCUUUGUUUUAGGCUUCUUUAAAUAUAGUGUUUUUUGUUGUCCUUUGUGGUGUGAAAUGUUACUGCAAGUUCAAUAAGAAUGGAAGGGAAUUCUAAUUUGUUUGCCAAUUGCUACGGCCAGAGAGCAAUUGCAGGAGUUUAC
Messenger RNA from Oryza brachyantha (malo sina), 1031 nucleotides. RefSeq lists its product as uncharacterized. The transcript has a single exon. NCBI's taxonomy places the organism in Eukaryota, Viridiplantae, Streptophyta, Magnoliopsida, Poales, Poaceae. Bases 34 to 663 code for a protein of 209 amino acids. The record is from RefSeq and is a predicted model, not a curated record.